Mauremys reevesii (Reeves's turtle) is the source of this 2570-nucleotide messenger RNA. RefSeq names its product enolase superfamily member 1 (gene ENOSF1). Bases 75 to 1400 code for a protein of 441 amino acids. The transcript is spliced from 16 exons. The record is from RefSeq and is a predicted model, not a curated record. Gene Ontology annotation, molecular function: L-fuconate dehydratase activity; magnesium ion binding. Lineage: Eukaryota; Metazoa; Chordata; Testudines; Geoemydidae. Gene Ontology annotation, biological process: carbohydrate catabolic process; amino acid catabolic process.
AGCUCUCGGUGGCGAGUUACUUCCUCGCGCGGCUGCCGGGGUCGCGGGCGGAGGCCGGGCCGGGGCUCGCGGGCAUGGUGCGGGGCAGGAUCACCGGGCUGGCGGCGAGCGACGUCCGCUUCCCCACCUCGCUGGGGCACCAUGGCUCCGAUGCUAUGCACCCGGACCCUGACUAUUCUGCUGCCUAUGUUGUAAUAGAAACUGAUGCCCGUGAUGGACUCAAAGGUUACGGAUUAACAUUUACUUUGGGUAAAGGCACAGAAGUUGUUGUUUGUGCAGUUAAUGCUCUCUCCAUUCACGUGGUUAAUAAAGACCUUGAAGAAAUUGUCAGCGAUUUUAGAGGAUUCUACAGGCAGCUCACCAGUGACGGACAGCUCCGAUGGAUUGGUCCAGAAAAAGGUGCUGUGCAUUUGGCUACCGCUGCUGUUCUGAAUGCCGUGUGGGAUUUGUGGGCUAAGCAGGAGGGAAAGCCUCUGUGGAAGUUACUAGUUGACAUGGACCCAAAGCAGUUGUUAUCCUGCAUAGAUUUCAGGUAUAUUACUGAUGCACUAACAGAAGAAGAAGCUCAUGAAAUACUCCAAAAUGGCCUACUUGGGAAGAAGGAAAGAGAAGAGCAAAUGUUAAAGCAUGGAUACCCUGCUUACACCACCUCUUGUGCCUGGCUGGGCUACCCGGACCAGCAGUUAAAACAGCUAUGCACGGAGGCAUUGAAGGAUGGCUGGACAAGGUUCAAAGUAAAGGUUGGUGCUGAUCUGCCAGAUGACAUUCGUAGAUGCAGACUUAUAAGAGAAAUGAUUGGCCCUGACAAGACAUUGAUGCUGGAUGCUAACCAACGAUGGGAAGUGAAGGAAGCAAUAGAGUGGGUCACUAAAUUAGCUGAAUUUAAACCAUUAUGGAUUGAGGAGCCAACUUCUCCUGAUGAUAUUCUUGGACAUGCAGCCAUUUCUAAGGCCUUGGCGCCAUUAGGAAUUGGUGUGGCAACAGGAGAACAAUGUCACAACAGAGUGAUAUUUAAGCAGCUCCUACAGGCUAAGGCCCUGAGCUAUCUCCAGAUUGACAGCUGCAGGCUGGGAAGUGUGAAUGAAAACUUGUCUGUGUUGCUGAUGGCCAAAAAGUUUCAAAUUCCUGUUUGUCCUCACGCUGGGGGUGUUGGACUCUGUGAGUUAGUACAGCACUUGAUAAUAUUUGACUAUAUUUCAGUAUCUGGAAGCCUUGAAAACAGGAUGUGUGAGUAUGUAGAUCAUUUGCAUGAACACUUCAAAUAUCCUGCUGUAAUCAAGAAAGCUUCCUAUGUACCACCUCAGGAUGCUGGAUAUUCCACUGAAAUGAAAGAAGAGUCUGCAAGGAAAUACCAGUUUCCACAGGGAGAAGUUUGGCAGAAGAUCCUUUCUAAGCCAUAAAAUACAACUGCCUUAAGCCUAACCCUGACAAUUUUCAGGCUGAAGAUUAAAUAUCCCAAGCUGUUCACACACUAUUGUUAGGUGAUGAUACAAGAUUUCAGCUGCCAGUGAAUGCUUUUGUAUAAUGAGGCAAAAACCUACAGGAAUUAACAUAACACAGUCCAGGAUGUCUAGUUUUUGAUCGAUGUAGUUUAAAGAAAUGACUGGGGCCUAUAUUCCAGCAAAGUUGUUAUACUUUAGUGAAUGGACUAUGAACUGAAUUUCUAGAACUAGUCUACAAAUCAGUAACUUUGCAGUAUCUUUUCAUAGAUUCCAAGGGCAGACCACUGUGAUCACCUAAUCUGGCCACCUGCAAAAUACAAGCCUUAGAAUUUCCCCAACAUAAUUCCUUUUGAACUGGAGCAUCCAAUGUGACCCUUGGUAAAUUGUUCCAGGGGAUUUUCUUACACUAUACUAAAGUAUUUGAAUUUAGAGAUUUAAAAUAAAAUUCCUUACUGUCUACUCUUGUCCUAAUCAUAUACAAAACUUCAUAUUGGUUAUGUUGUGGAACCAAAAGCUGUUGCAUGUACUGUUAAGUACAGAAACAAUGAGAUGUCCAGUGGUACUUUAAAGACUUAACAUUUAUUUGGCAUAAGCUUUUGUGGGUUAAAAAAAAACACUUCAGAUGCAUGUUAAGGAUGGAGCUAUUCAGAGUUGUCCUACUGAUUGUAUGUUUGUAAGUUUGGUUCUCAAUGAAAAUACUCAGCUACCAUGUGUGUACGUAAACGUCCAUGGCUUGGUAAGAUAGGCAGCAUCAUGAAAGAUCCAGAACUGGCCUGACAUCACCUGUAGCGGGGGUAGAGUUGACAGAGCUAGGUGUUAUGCUUUAUUUGUAUCAAGACUUGUGACUAGACGUUUGCCAAAUCAUCAAAAUUGAAAUCCAUGUCCAACAAGCUUCUGUAGGAAGCCUGCCUGGCUUCUUGACAAUUUGCUCACUUGCCCACCACCUUAACAGCCUGCCCAGGGGGAGCACAGCAUUUGGGAGCCUGCAGUCCCUAGCUUCAGUGUAGUCCACCAAGUACCCUGCCUGUGAGUCAGAACUUCCACAGCCCCCAGUCCAAUUAGGAGAGUUAAUGCUUUGAUUUUUGGUCUGAAAUUGAACAAUGCCAAUCCUCUGAAAGUUACCUUGCU